This is a messenger RNA of Sorghum bicolor (sorghum), 672 nucleotides long. RefSeq names its product citrate-binding protein. Lineage: Eukaryota; Viridiplantae; Streptophyta; Magnoliopsida; Poales; Poaceae. The record is from RefSeq and is a predicted model, not a curated record. The transcript has 2 exons. Bases 1 to 672 code for a protein of 223 amino acids.
AUGGCUUCAUCUCCUAGGGCUUCUUGUGGCGAUAUGCACUGCACGUUCCUGCUGCAUGCCCCCACGGCGGCCGGCGGUGGCUGGAACGACGAUCCCACCGCCGGGUUCGAGAAGGUGGAGCUCUCCGACAGCGACUUCGUGGUGCAGAGCCCCUACAACGUGCCGGAGAGCCAGCGGUUCCAGUACCGGAACGGCGUCCGGACGUUCUGGGUGUACCGGAACGACAAGCCCUUCAACACCGCCACCCACACCAACCCCCGCUCCGAAGUGAUGAUCAGGGGCCACGACUACUCGUCGGGGGUGUGGCAGUUUGAGGGCUACGGCUACGUGCCAUCAGGGACCUCCGGCGUGUCGGUGAUGCAGAUCCACAACGAGGAGGGCGCGGCGCACGCCACGGUGCUCAUGCUCCACGUCUACGACGGCGUCCUGCGCUUCUACGACGGCGCCGCCGUGGAGGCUGACAUCUACGACCGCUGGUUCCGCCUCAACGUGGUGCACGACGUCGCCGCCUCGACGGUGGCCGUCUACGUCGACGGCCGCCGCAAGUUCGGCACCAGCGUCAUCCCCAGCAACUCCUACUACUUCAAGUUUGGGGUGUAUAUGCAGCACCAGGACCAGUCCAGCUGCAUGGAGUCGCGAUGGACUAACGUCACGCUCUACACUAAGAACUAG